Saccoglossus kowalevskii is the source of this 1431-nucleotide messenger RNA. RefSeq lists its product as uncharacterized. Gene Ontology annotation, biological process: DNA integration. Gene Ontology annotation, molecular function: nucleic acid binding. NCBI's taxonomy places the organism in Eukaryota, Metazoa, Hemichordata, Enteropneusta, Harrimaniidae. The record is from RefSeq and is a predicted model, not a curated record.
AUGGCGAAGGCAAGAGUUGCCCCAUUCAAGCCUGUAACUAUACCUGGACUGGAACUACAAGCUGCAACAAUUUCAGCAAAGGUUUCUAGGGUUCUCGAGACAGAAAUGGGCUAUAAAGACAUGUCACAUCAUUUUUGGACGGAUUCCAAGGUAGUCUUGGGAUAUAUAAAGAAUGAUAUGAAGAGACUCAAGAUGUUCGUCGCGAACAGGGUUCAACGAAUUAGAGAAGUUUCCCAGCCAGCACAGUGGAAAUAUGUUCCAACCACUGAUAACCCUGCAGAUCAUGCCACACGUGGUCUAACAGCUGAUGAAAUCGCCAAAUCCAACUGGCUUACAGGCCCUAAGUUUUUGUGGGAAACAGAGGCUUCACCUCAGACUGCAGACAUUGACUUGGAAAUCCCAGCAGAUGAUGUAGAGGUUAAACCGACAGUUGUACAUAUUGUACAGAGAAUGAAGUUCACUAGCUUCACGGAGAGGAUGAGCAGAUUUUCUAGCUAUUUAAAGGCAGUGACAGCAGUGGCAGUCAUUGUUGAAUGUUCAAUUUUGUUGCCAAAGGGAAACCAUUUCUCAACUUUGGUUGCAAGUCAUUAUCAUGACCGCAUAGGUCAUCAAGGUCGAGGCAUGACUAUCAACGAGAUUCGGAAUCAUGGAUACUGGAUUGUUGGGUGUCGUUCAACAGUUUCGUCCCUGAUCCAAAACUGCGUUACGUGCAAAAAACUGAGAGGAAGAAGAGUGUCACAAAAAAUGGCAAACCUCCCAGAAGACAGGACAGAACCCUCUCCACCAUUUACCCACUGUGGACUGGACUGUUUUGGGCCGUUUAUGAUCAAAGAAGGACGAAAGGAGCUGAAGAGGUAUGGGUUAAUCUUCACAUGCCUCGCAUCAAGAGCUGUUCAUAUUGAGGUCUUAGAUGAUAUGUCUACAGAUUCGUUCAUCAAUGCAUUGAGAUGCCUUAUUGCCAUUCGAGGAAAUGUACUCAUGAUUCGCUGUGACCAGGGAACCAACUUUGUUGGUGCGAGUCAUGAAAUGAAGGAGAAUCUUAACAAGUUAUACAUUGAUAGUAUCGCAAGAAAACUUCUCUCCCAAAAUUGUGAGUUCUUAUUUAACACUCCUUCAUCAAGCCACAUGGGCGGAGUAUGGGAGAGGCAGAUCCGGACUAUCAGAAGUGUCUUAGAUGGAAUCCUGAUCCAGAAUGGAACCCAGCUGAACACAUCAGCUUUGCGUACAUUCCUGUACGAGACAAUGGCCAUAAUCAACAGCAGACCACUGACUGUGGAUGAUUUGGAAGACUCUAACGAGCCCCUUCCUCUAUCGCCAAACAAUAUCCUCACAAUGAAGUCUGGAAUUGUCACCCCUCCACCUCCUGGAGAUUUCGUUGAGGGAAGAUAUAUAUGCGAGAAAGAGGUGGCGCAGAGUCCAAUAUCUGGCUAA